AUGCUCUCCCCCCACUAAGACGAACACCGGUUUUCUUAUGAAGAUCAACUUCUACAUUUUGUGAUCGUCACCCGACGUUUAAUAUUUUUUCUAUACAUAUUUUUAUUAUCCAAAGAUUUAAUUAAUUUGUUUUUUUCAAAAAAAAACAAUGGUUAUCGCUCAAAAAUUUCUUAUAGUUAAACAUUUCGAUGGUGAACCUAAAGAAUCGGAUUUAAAAUUGGUUAAAGAAGAAUUACCAUCGAUUAAGGAUGGAGAAUAUCUUGUGGAAGCUGAAUAUCUUUCAGUGGACCCGUAUAUGAGAGUUUAUUCGUUAAAAGUUCCAAUUGGAAGUGUAAUGAUUGGAGGUCAAGUGGCAAGAAUAAUUGAAUCAAAGAAUAAAAAUUUUCCAGUUGGUCGAAGAAUUUUGGGACGUUUAGGUUGGACGAGUCAUAUGAUAAUUAAUCCAAAUGAUGAUGAUAAAACAAAAUUUUUAAGUCAACCACCACAUUUAAUACCAGAGACAGAGAAUAUUUCACCGUCUCUUUAUUUGGGAGUUUUAGGAAUGCCUGGUAAUACGGCAUAUUUUGGAUUUUUGGAAAUUUGCAAACCAAAAGCUGGCGAAACUUUAGUUGUUAGUGGUGCUGCAGGAGCGGUUGGUUCUCAUGUGGGACAAAUUGGAAAAAUUAAAGGUCUCAAAGUUAUUGGAAUUGCGGGAUCUGAUGAAAAAUGUAAAUGGCUCGUUGAUGAACUUGGUUUUGAUCAUGCAAUUAAUUAUAAAACUGAUGAUAUUAUAGCGGCGUUAAAAAAAAUUGCACCAAAUGGAAUUGAUUGUUAUUUUGAUAAUGUUGGAGGUGAAUUGUCAAAUAUUGUCAUGUAUCAAAUGAAUAAUUUUGGACGUAUUGCCGUUUGUGGAUGUAUUUCAUCAUAUAAUUCUCCUGAUCUUGAAGAUGUUACGAAAUUACCAAAAGUUGGUCUCGUUCAACGUGUUUUUAUUAAUAAACAAUUAAAAAUGGAAGGUUUACAUAUUUCACGAUGGUUUUCACAAUAUAAUGAAAGUACUAAUCAAAAUUUAAAAUGGCUACAGGAGGGUAAAAUUAAACCAAAAGAAACAAUUACUAAAGGAUUUGAAAAUAUGUUUCAAGCAUUUAAUGGAAUGAUGCAGGGAAAAAAUUUUGGCAAAGCUAUUGUUAAAGUUUAAUUUUGAAAUUAAAAAAAAUAAUUUUCUAUCAUUGACGUAAUUUUAAGAUUUUUACAUAUUUUUCUAAAUAUAGAAAAUAAUAAAUAUUUACAUAUA
Molecule: messenger RNA, 1273 nt
Organism: Leptopilina boulardi
Lineage: Eukaryota; Metazoa; Arthropoda; Insecta; Hymenoptera; Figitidae
Product: prostaglandin reductase 1-like
Exons: 3
Coding region: 149-1177 (342 amino acids)
Biological process (GO): prostaglandin metabolic process
Cellular component (GO): cytoplasm
Molecular function (GO): 2-alkenal reductase [NAD(P)H] activity; 15-oxoprostaglandin 13-reductase [NAD(P)+] activity
Source: RefSeq, a predicted model, not a curated record